AUUUACGAGCCUUUUUUAAAUACAGAAUUAGAAGAAACGUAACGUGACGAUUUUGUUUGAUGUUAGUUAAAGGUGAUUAAAAACAAGUAUUUUUAGUUCGUUUUAAAGGACGACAACCAGCAGCAGACAUGGCUCGUAAUGCUGAGAAGGCCAUGACUGCGCUGGCUCGUUUCAGACAGGCCCAGCUGGAGGAGGGUAAAGUAAAGGAGAGGAGACCUUUUCUGGCAUCAGAGUGCAGUGAUCUUCCUAAAGCGGAGAAAUGGAGAAGACAGAUCAUCAGUGAGAUCUCAAAGAAAGUGGCUCAGAUCCAGAAUGCUGGUCUGGGGGAGUUCAGGAUCCGGGAUCUGAACGAUGAGAUCAACAAGCUCUUGAGAGAAAAAGGUCACUGGGAAGUCAGGAUCAAGGACCUGGGAGGACCAGACUACGUGCGUUUUGGACCGAGGAUGUUGGACCACGAGGGGAAGGAGGUUCCAGGGAACAGAGGCUAUAAAUAUUUUGGAGCGGCCCGAGAUCUGCCCGGGGUUCGAGAGCUCUUUGAAAAGGACCCGGCGCCGGCGGUGAGAAAGACGAGGGCGGAGCUGAUGAAAGAUGUGGAUGCAGAGUACUAUGGGUACAGGGACGAAGACGACGGAGUCCUCCUUCCUCUGGAGAUGCAGUAUGAGAAACGAGCGGUGCAGGAGGCGGUGCAGAAGUGGAGGACAGAGGAGGAGUCCCGUUCUUCAGGGGACAAGCAGCAGGUCAUCGACGAGGAUGACAACAUCUACACCGUGCGUGAUGAAGAGCCUGAUGACGAGAGCCAGGAGGAGCGGGAGGGCGAAGAGGGAGGAGUCAGCUUCAUUGCACACGUUCCUGUUCCUUCACAAAGAGAGGUGGAGGAGGCUCUGGUGAGGAGGAAGAAGAUGGAGCUGUUGCAGCGUUAUGUCAGUGAGACCCUUCAGGCUCAGAGUCUGGAGGCGAGGACUCUGCUGGGACUCUAAACAGGCUCAUUCUUCACACGGACCAGUCUUAGUUUUUAGUUUGUUUUUUGUCUUGAUUCUAUUAAAACUUUCUCUUCCACUUG
Messenger RNA from Thalassophryne amazonica, 1060 nucleotides. RefSeq names its product ISY1 splicing factor homolog (gene isy1). The record is from RefSeq and is a predicted model, not a curated record. Bases 129 to 977 code for a protein of 282 amino acids. Gene Ontology annotation, cellular component: Prp19 complex; post-mRNA release spliceosomal complex; catalytic step 2 spliceosome. Gene Ontology annotation, biological process: generation of catalytic spliceosome for second transesterification step; mRNA 3'-splice site recognition. The transcript has 11 exons. NCBI's taxonomy places the organism in Eukaryota, Metazoa, Chordata, Actinopteri, Batrachoidiformes, Batrachoididae.